ACAGUACAAACUUGCAUAUUUUUGUGAUCAUGGGUGGGGACGGGUUGAACUUUCCCGAAAAAGUUGGCAAUUUAUCCUAUUACAACACGAGUAAUCUUCCAUUUUCGGAAUUUUGUUUUAUUUACUUUCCCGAUUACAUGAAAAUAUCCUCAGAAGCAAUAACUGACCAUGAACUUGGCAUUAUGACUUCAAAUUGCAACACUCUUAUGGACAUAUUAAUCAAUAGUUCUGUAUGGAUCAAUCGAGCACUUCUGUUUGUCCUUAGUUUUGGAUCCCUACUAAAUAUUCUUGUGCUCUUUCUUUUAAUCAUGAGUUUUCCUAAAAACGCGACCGAUGUUUACCUAAUGAGUAUAACAAUUGGUGAUAUCAUAAUUUGUCUCGCUUCUAUGAUGUCUACACAACUCCCUGAAGAUUUCGGCAGCGCGUUCACGGCCGCAACUGCAGAAGUUCUCGGCAACAUAGGCAUGUUUACUGUUAUCUUGACCAUAUUUGCCCUGACUGUUGAGAGGUUCAAGGCCAUCCGAGAUCCAUUCUUUGCCCUGCAGGGGUCAACAAAGUGCAAGAGUGUGCGUAUUGUGACGUCAUUAUGGGUGGCACUUACAAUCUAUAGCGUGGCGGCAAUGUUUUUUGUACUAGAUCCAGAUUCACAAGAUCCAUCCAACCCGUACGAUACAGACCGGUUUGUGUGGUUGUUCUACGUGAAUGUAGUGCUAUUCUACUUCACACCUGUGUUGGCUACUUUGACCAUCUACUCCCAAAUUCUGAGAGCAGUCCAGAAACUAAACGCCGAGAUGGAGAAAUAUCUCUUUAAAGAUCGGGGUCCGAUAUCAAACAUCCCAUCGGAGAGCAAAUUUGGGAGCUCGAAACUCGACCCGAAUAAGAAACAUGCUGAAAAUUCAUUUGAAAACUGCAACCGAAAGUCGUCGGCGUCGGCGUCUGUGAGACGAUCCGAAGGCUUCAGUGGAAGACAGCGAAAUGCAAAAACAUCGUCUUCCAGUAUGAAAACUAUCAGCACAGGAGGAUAUUCACAGGCAAAAAAUGGCACUUGUUUCCAGAUACAAAGGUUGCGAAAAUUCAAGCAGAUGGUGAAUCUGUUUGUGAUUCUGCUGGUGUCCUUCUUCGUCCUCAUGUCUCCCUUCAGACUCCUCACCCUCUUCAGAUCCAUCACCGAGUGCUCCCUCGGCCAGAGGGUGGAGGGGUGGGAGAGACUCAUCCUCGACAUCUCACUCCCCCUCUCCUCCGUCGUGUUCGCCGCCAACAGCAUCGUCAACCCCAUCCUCUUCAACAUGCUAUCCUCCCGAUUCAGACACAAGGCCGCAAAAAGAAUUAUCCAAGUUUGCAGUCUCUUCAAAUUAUGCAAGAAAAAUCAGGAUAGAGAGGAUGGACAUUUUGGAGAAGCACCGAAAUGUGUUGGAGAAACACCGCCAAGGCCACAAGAUCAAAGGGGUGUCAACUCUACCGCUUGCUAAACAAUAACUAUUUUUUAAAAAAAAAAUUGAGUCUUCAGAAGAUUAGCGAAACCACCUAUAAUAAUGUUACGGUUUUCGAAGAAAAAUUUGGAGUAUGUUUUCUCCGGGUGUUCUUUUUUACCAGAAAAAUUUCAACUUUUU
Symsagittifera roscoffensis is the source of this 1610-nucleotide messenger RNA. RefSeq lists its product as uncharacterized. Lineage: Eukaryota; Metazoa; Xenacoelomorpha; Acoela; Convolutidae. Gene Ontology annotation, biological process: G protein-coupled receptor signaling pathway. The transcript has 5 exons. Bases 30 to 1469 code for a protein of 479 amino acids. Gene Ontology annotation, cellular component: plasma membrane. The record is from RefSeq and is a predicted model, not a curated record. Gene Ontology annotation, molecular function: G protein-coupled receptor activity.